AUGAACUCUAACAAACAUGCUCAAGCUCUAGUCGAGCUAGAUUCACCCGAUCCUGUUAUACGUGUAAAAGCUCUGAGGUUCAUAAAAAACAACAUCAUCGGGAAUAAAACAAAGAAGGAUCUAUACAUUAGCCUCGAUGUUAUUCCAAAACUUGUUUCUUUUUUCAAAAACAAGGAAACCAUAGAUCCUCAAGUACAAAUACAAGCUGCGAUCGUGCUGGGGAGUUUUGCAUAUGGUGGUGAGAGCAAUGUUACUGAGUUGAUCAAACAUGAUGCUGUCAAGCCUUUAUUGGGGUGCAUAUCGAUAAAAAAUGAUCCUCGAUUAAUCGAAGCUGCUGCUCGAGCCUUGAAGGCCAUUUACAAAUGUCCCACUGCAGACAAGAAUGACAUAUUUCAGGAUACACACCUUCGGGACCUCAUCACCCUUCUUAAUCCGGACUCACUCAAUCCCAAAACGGAUCGCGAAAAAAUUGCGACCAUACAUACUUCCGAGUUGGCUGCAACCAUAAUUGCACGUUGUUGUGAAACCAAUGAGCAACAGAUUCAAAUAGCAAAUGCUGGAGCCUUUCCAGCCUUGGUGAAAUUAUUGGUCUGUGGCUUUUCCAAAGCUCAAGAAGCCGCCCUGGAUGCUCUGGCAUAUCUGUGUCGAGAAAAUGCCGAAUAUGGAAAGGCCAUUGUUGAAACAAAAUCCGAGGCAAAUGAUAGUCCGGUCAAAAUCAUGUUGAAUUUAAUCCGUGAUAAAUCGCCGACCAUGCAAUUGGUAUCGGCCAAAUGUUUAACGCACCUAAGUCGCGCAAAUGCAAUCAUGGAGUAUUCUAAUGAUAUCAUAUUGAUAGUGUUGCCGACAUUAGUAAAAUUACUCGAUGAAAAAGGACCGGUCCGUGAAGAAGCCCCACAAGUCUUGGCAUACUUGAUAUGCGAUAACGAAGAGCUACAAAAGGCCGCCUGUGACUCUGGAGCUGUCCUAAAAUUAGCGGAUUUUGUAACUCAUGUCGGUGAUCAGGAUAAUUCUUAUUACGAUCCCCUUGGAGAUAGCGAUAAACUAAAAGAGAAUGCUCUGAUGGCACUCGCUGCUAUAAGUUCGUUGACCGAAGACGGGAGAAAGUUGGUGGUUGAUGCAAAAAUUGUUCCACAUAUCGUGAAAGCAAUGUCACAUCGAUCCUAUGGGGUUCGGGCUGCAGCAUGCCAAUGCACUCGGAGUCUUUCAAGAUCCGUUAAUAUAUUGAGAACAAAUCUUGUAGACGCUGGAAUUGCGACUCCAUUAUUUAAGCUCUUGUCAGAUGAAUCAACCGAUGUUCAGACGGUGGCAUGUGCCACUGUGUGCAAUAUAGUGUUGGAAUUUUCACCGAUGAAAAAGAUAAUUAUUGAACAUGGGGGAAUAGAAAAACUAGCGGAGUUAGCCCGCUCGUCAGAUAAUACACUAAGACUCAAUGCUAUUUGGGCAUUAAAAAAUUUUGUCUAUGAUGUUGAAUCGGAUGCCAAGGAUUCGGUGAUGAAAGCGCUGACAUAUUCGACAUUAGAAAAAUUAAUUGAGGAUCAAGAGAUUGAUAUACAAGAGAAAGCAUUGAACUUAUUGAGGAAUUUAGCUUCGAGACCAAAUGAUAUCGAGGAUGUCUUCAAAGAAUUGGGAGAAAACCAGUUGAUGGAUAUCAUAGAAAGUAAACUGAGUUGUUGGAAUGAGGAAAUUAUCAAGCAGAUUUUGUAUUUGAUCAACAACGUUGCAACUGGUUCUGAUAAUCACAAAAAGGCCAUAAUGAGCAGGCCCAAUAUUCUGUCACAAAUCAAAAAUUACAUGAGCCAUAAGAAUCCGGACAUACGAGUCAUUGCGGUAUGGUGUCUAAUAAAUUUAGCAUGGACAGAAGAUAAACAUAAUAGUCCUGGGCGCGUCAGGGAAUUACGCCAGCUUGGCUUUGAAGAGAUGGUUAAAAGCAUGACGAACGAUGAAGAUUUGGAUGUGCGAGAAAAAGUUAAAACUGCAUUGUCACAAUUCUCUCAAGUGUAG
Molecule: messenger RNA, 2001 nt
Organism: Acaulospora morrowiae
Lineage: Eukaryota; Fungi; Glomeromycota; Glomeromycetes; Diversisporales; Acaulosporaceae
Source: the annotation of a GenBank genome assembly